Molecule: messenger RNA, 2630 nt
Organism: Lingula anatina
Lineage: Eukaryota; Metazoa; Brachiopoda; Lingulata; Lingulida; Lingulidae
Product: long-chain-fatty-acid--CoA ligase 5
Biological process (GO): fatty acid metabolic process
Cellular component (GO): endoplasmic reticulum; membrane
Molecular function (GO): long-chain fatty acid-CoA ligase activity
Source: RefSeq, a predicted model, not a curated record
UACUAUGUUGCAGGUGAGGAUGGGGGCUGAAUUAUUAAGGAAAAACAGAUGGUUAUUAUAUGACAGGAAGUCAAAGAUAAGGAAUUUUGGAAUGUUGUAAUUGAUAACUACCUUGAUAAAGAAACCAUCCUUGACAUGUAUUGCUCCCCAUUAUGUUGUCAGAGGAUAGGUAACAGAGGUGCUUUGGUAAUGGGGAAGGAUGUGAUAGAUAUGAUACCAUGGGACCCAGUAGCCAACAUGAGUUCUUGGUUAAGAAAUUUAAUAAUAGAUACAAGUAUGAUUAAGUGCUAGCCACCUAAUUUGAGAGCCUUUUAAUUAGGUGGCAUCAGCUAUUUGAAUGUCAAAUGUUUCUUGAGGUGUAACAGUUAAACACUAACACAUUCUAGACUUGACUGGGUUGAUUUGAGAUUUACCCUCAUCCAGAAAUAGUACAGGGAAAGGUAUUUGGUCAGGUAAAUAAAGAUCAUGCAGCCAUCUAAAUAUUUUCCUUUGAUUUUCACUUAUUCCGUAGUACAUGUCUGUUACGUUAGACAUACCCCACAGUACUGCCAGGGCAUUGCAGUUCCAUUCAGAAAAUGCUGCUGGGUGACAAACAUGCACGUGUGUCCAUGCACAACAAGGAAGGAAAGCUGCUGGAAUAUUUGUAUGAUGACGCCAAGACAUGCUAUGAAGCGUUCACCAGAGGUGCAAGAGUCUCAAAUAAUGGACCAAGUCUUGGCUGGAGAGAUGGAGCUAAUGCUCCAUACCAAUGGAUCUCCUACAAUGAUGUUCUGGUCCGUGCUGCUGACCUAGGUGCUGGCAUGCAAGCCAAGGGAAUGAAGCCAGAGAACACAACCUGUAUUGGAAUAUAUUCUCAAAACAGACCAGAGUAUGUGAUAUUAGAGCAGGCAUGCUACAUGUACUCCAUGGUGGUAGUCCCACUGUAUGACACUCUGGGACCAGAUGCAUGUUCAUAUAUUCUUAAGCAAGCUGAAAUCUCUAUGGUAAUAUGUGAUACGAAUACCAAAGUGAACUCCCUGCUCUCUAGAAUUGGGGAGACCCCAGGAGUGAAGACUAUUGUAGUAAUGGAGGAGGUAACAGGAGAAAACAACAACAAUGCAAUGCAGAAGGGGGUAGAACUGAUCACAUUCAAAGAGGUGGAGACCCUGGGCAAAGCAAAUCCGAAGGAGUUGAAUCCAUGUACCCCUGAAGAUCUGGCCUUUAUUUGUUAUACAAGUGGUACUACAGGUGAUCCUAAAGGUGCUCAGAUAACACAUAAAGGAAUAAUUGCCACUGCUUCUUCAUGUGGAGUACUCAUGGAACCUCUGAAUGUUGGGCCCAGUGAUGUGCUAAUCAGCUAUUUACCCCUGGCACAUGUAUAUGAGCAGCUCACAGAGACAUUUGUGCACAUGGUUGGAGGGAAAGUUGGCUUCUUUAGGGGUGAUAUCCGGGGAUUGCUUGAUGAUUUGGCAGAGCUCAAACCUACCUUGUUUCCAUCAGUCCCAAGGCUACUGAACAGAAUCUAUGAUAAGGCAAUGGCAGCUGCCUCAGCUAGCAAAAUCAAAAAUGUUCUGCUAAACAUGGCUCUAAACAGCAAGGAAAAGGAUCUGAAAAAGGGUAUUGUUAAGAGAAAUAUUUGGGACAAAAUUGUAUUCAAGAAAAUCCAGCAGUCCCUAGGAGGGCGCGUGAAGUUGAUAACAUCUGGGUCUGCUCCUCUCUCACCAAAAGUCCUCACAUUUAUGAGGUGUGCUGCAGGGUGUGUGGUCAUAGAAGGAUUUGGACAGACAGAAUGCUCUGGUGUUGCCACUUGUCAGAUGCUAGGGGAAGCAGAAGCAGGUCAUGUUGGCCCCCCACUCCCUUGUUGCAUGGUGAAGGUGGUAGAUGUGCCAGAAAUGGGGUACUUUGCAGAUGACGACAAGGGAGAGGUGUGUGUAAAAGGACCCAAUCUAUUUUCUUCUUAUCUGAAGAAUGAGGAGAAGACCAGUGAGGCUCUGGAUGAUGAUGGUUGGCUGCACACAGGGGAUAUAGGGGAGUGGCUACCUAAUGGCACACUGAAAAUCAUAGACAGAAUAAAACACAUUUUCAAAUUGUCACAGGGUGAAUACAUAGCCCCAGAGAAGAUAGAAACAGUGUAUGUGAGGUGCCCCUUAGUGGCACAGUCAUUCAUUCAUGGGGACAGUUUGAAGUCCUGCCUGGUGGCUGUGGUGGUGCCUGACCCAGACACUCUGCCUAAGUGGGCCAAAGAGACCCUGGGACUCACUGGGACCAUGGAGCAGAUGUGUGCCAACCAGGCUGUAAAAGAGCACAUCCUGAAAGACAUGACAGAUAUGGGGAAAGCAGCAGGACUCAAAUCCUUUGAGCAGGUAAAGGACAUUCAUUUGCAUCAUGAGUUGUUUAGUGUGGAGAAUGGCCUGCUGACACCGACAUUCAAGUCAAAACGCCAGGAUAUAAAGAAAUUUUUCGCAACACAGUUAGAUGAAAUGUACAGCAAGCUGGAUUGAGUUCGUAGUAGUUAAUUGAUGCAUGGUAGAACUUAAAAAAAAAAAAUCAGAUAUAAUUGAGGAGCUUUAAGAUAUCUGAAAUGUGGGUAAGUGAAUAACAGGAAAAAUGCUGUUAAUCACAUUUUCGAAAAUCAGAAAUGGAAAAAAAAA